UCAGUGGGGAGUAAAAAGAGAACAAGCAACCCAUGCGUCAGUUCUAGAAAAGAGCUUGGGCUGCCUGCGUAAUCGCUAAAAAACGUCACAACUAGCUACAAAACCUUCGACUGGGUUACAAUUAAUAAGAUGAAAGUGAUCUGUGCCGGUCUACCCCAGACAGGAACCACAUCCAUCGCUCAUGCACUGCGAAUUCUAGGCUACAAAGUCUACGAUUACGAUGAACAAAUCCUGUACUAUAUGAACGAGUGGUUAGAUUUGUACAAACAUGGUAAGGUGCCCGAUUUCUAUGCCAUGUUCAAAGAUGUAGACGUUGUGAUUGACUACCCGGGCAAUUUCUUCUUCGAAGAGAUCAUGGAAGCAUUUCCUGAUGCUAAGGUUAUUCUAUCCGAACGAGAAGAAGAUAUUUGGAUCAGACGUUAUGUCAACAACAUGGAGCUUUUUGCCAGCACGAAUAAGCUUAUUAUAAAGAUGCAAAACUUAAUUCCGACUUUCAAAAAGUUUUGGUUCGUGAUUCUCAACUUGAGAAUGGCAAGCCUGGGAAUUUCUGAUCCAAAGUCGUCCUACAUCUGUCGCAAGCGAUAUCGCUGGCACAACGAUCGAGUCAAGUCUGUAGUUCCUGCAGACAAGCUGCUUGUCUACAGUGUCAAACAAGGAUGGGAACCAUUGUGUGAGUUCACUGGCAAGAAAAUCCCAGACCAGCCAUUUCCACACUUGAAUAUCAAGGGAGAAAUUUUCCGUACGUACCUAACAGAAACCGAGUUGGGAAGGAAAAUAGCACAAGAAUUUAGAGUUGCGAAAGUGUGUUGUGUAGCGGUGAUGGUGGCUCUGAUUGGUGUGGUUUUGAUCUACCUGUUUACACUAUUUUAAUGGAACUUUGCAAAAGAGGCAAGCCGUUUAGAUUAGUUGCUGAUAGCGGCUGAAUUAGAAGUAGAAUUCUUUGGUUCUUUAGACCAUUGUAGAUGGCCAAAUAAAUGCGGGCUUUCGUCAGACGAAUUCUCAGACGGUCAUUUAUCUAUAGUUUCGACUCAGAUAAUAAGAUUAUUGAGAGGGAGUUUCUGUAAGAGCGUACCACUGUGUCUCAGCCCCAAAAAUAUAUUUCUUUUACAUUUUUACCAUCGAAACUACUAUCUGCCCUUACUACAAAACUGGAGCUAUAAUCGUUUUAAAUUCUUUUUUUAAGCCGCUUUACUCAUUUUUAUCCAUCCACCCCAAAUCAGUCAAAACAUGCCAAUUUUCAAAGUCGCCGAAAAGCCUAUUUUCAAAGUCAGUCACGGGUUUUUUUCUGGAAAUAAAAGCUUGAUUUUUUCAGUCGCCGAAGCCUACUUUCAAAGUUAGUUUUCUCGUUUUUUUGUCCUGCAAAUAAAAGCUUGAUUUUUUCAUAGCU
Messenger RNA from Actinia tenebrosa (Australian red waratah sea anemone), 1387 nucleotides. RefSeq lists its product as uncharacterized. Lineage: Eukaryota; Metazoa; Cnidaria; Anthozoa; Actiniaria; Actiniidae. The record is from RefSeq and is a predicted model, not a curated record.